Messenger RNA from Aspergillus saccharolyticus JOP 1030-1, 716 nucleotides. Its product is annotated as nuclear telomere cap complex subunit Ten1. Bases 78 to 512 code for a protein of 144 amino acids. Gene Ontology annotation, cellular component: CST complex. The record is from RefSeq and is a predicted model, not a curated record. The transcript is spliced from 2 exons. Lineage: Eukaryota; Fungi; Ascomycota; Eurotiomycetes; Eurotiales; Aspergillaceae. Gene Ontology annotation, biological process: telomere capping. Gene Ontology annotation, molecular function: single-stranded telomeric DNA binding.
CUCCCACUAAUUAGCAACAACUCUCGGGACCAGUCAUGCCUUCACUGCCCGAUUCCUGAUGUUGCCGUUCUCAAAGGAUGAAUGCUCCCCUUCCUUCGAUACGCAGCUUCCUCUCCAACCUUCCGUCUCUUCAAGCGGACACCAAAGUCCGAUUCCUCGGUUGCGUGAGAUCCUACCGGAUACCAACGGGUCACCUCGUGCUGGAGCACAAUUACCCCCACCGUAAACCCCCGCAGGAGCCAGCCUCUGUCUUAGUUGACAUCAAUGCCGUGCUGGAAUCGGUCACGGCAGAGGAAUUGCGUGUGGGUGCGUGGGUGAAUGUGCUUGGCUAUGUGAGAAGACGAAAGGUUGUCGAUUUUGGCCCUGCCGGUGUGUUCCCGGACAUCUGCAUCGAAGCAGUGCUGGUGAUCCCUGCGGUUGUGGAGCUCGGGGAGUAUGAGCGGAUUCUCUCUGAAUCGUUGGAGGUCGAACGGCGCAUCAGGCGGAAUCAAGGGUCGUUUAAGUUGAGGUGAAUAUGCAUGAUUCAUUGCACGCUCGUGCCUAAGUAUAUUGAUGGUCCAGUACUCUGCUACGGAUGCCCUAAAUAUUGCAAUCAUCUCACGGCGAGGAUAAAUUAUGCUUUAAUACUAGACACCGUGCUAAGGUUUGGCUGAUGCCAUUUUGUCAUGCCGAAGUUCGUCUCUUCAUGAAUCUCACAAGGGUAUAAUACUUUUCCC